UCAAACUGAAUCUUAACUAACCGUGGGAGUUGAGGUUUUAGCAUUUAUCAAUAUUCAACUUUGUUGACUUAGACUUGAAGCUUUCAUGGGUAGCUCACCACUUCCAGGAAGUGGUACACUGAGGAACUGCUCGAGACACUUUAUGACAAACAUUGGCAUUUAGCCGAUGCAUAAAACUCAGAGUAAGUAGUCUAGGCCUAUAUCAUUUUUGACAUUAAGUGCCACCGAGUGACUUUUGUCAUCGUUGAUUCGCGCUUCUACAGUCUCCGCGCGUCAGGAUUUCCAUCAAGUUAACUGAGAGGAAUGAAUCGCGUGAGAUCAGAAGUGAAACGUUUCAAUGAACCUGACAUAGUUUGAAGAUGAGUAUGAAUUAUUCCCAUGUAAUAUUGUGAUGGCUUCAUCAACCGAUAGACCCCACAUUUCAGGAGCAAAGGAGAAGCAAACUGUAAAGGCCCGGCUCCUGUCUUCACAGAUGCUUCUGGUGGAUGCUCUUUAUCACUUGAGCCCUCUGCUAGACUGUGUUAUAUCUGUAGGUCUGCUCUCUAGAGAAAACUGUUAUGAAAUUGAAGCAGAACGAACGCCACCCAACAAAGUCCGAAAACUUUUAGAGAUUGUUGAUGCUCAGAUGGAUGAAAGUGGUGCCUCCAGUUUCAUGGAGUGUCUGAGAAAAUGCAAGAAACAUUACCCGCGUCUACGAACCUGGUUGACCUCAGAAGAAGAUUACUCCCAGCCACCAGGCAUUACGCAAGGUCCAACAGAACGUCAACUACAGGCCCAGUUUAAUGUUUUGUGCUCACGCUUGGGCUGUUCUGUACUGCCGGUCUCCUUCGAUCUCUUCUCCAAAGGCAUUCUGACUCAGCUGGAGCUGGAGAAAAUCCAAGCAAUACUCAUUCCAACACAGCAAGCACAAACCCUGCUGUCCAUCUGCCUGAAGAAAGGAGAAAAAGCAUGCAAGAGCUUUUACACAGCGCUAAAGAAUGAAGACGAGCAGCUAGCUGAGGAACUUAAUGUGAGCAGUUUGGUGGAAGACCUUAAUAAAGAGCCUGAAGGCAGCAUUGUGCCGAUAGCAGUGGAGGAGACCAGAGGUCACUUGAUGGCUUUACCUCUGUCAGGAGGCCUGCAGCAGGUCAUGACUCGGCUGGGCUUGACUGUGGGGGAUGAGAUUAGGUUUAAUGUCUGUGAGGUUGGUGUGGCGGUAGGUUUGCCACGCCGGACGGUCAGAGAGUACUUUCUGGAAGGGGUCGGCAUAGAAGACUCAGCCCAGCUGGAGGCCCUAGUGUCCCUGUAUAUAGAGAAGACGAAGGAUGCCGACAGACUACUGAGCAGAGUGGCAGAACUCAGCCCUCGGUGGGUCCAGCUUUCAGAGAGGGGGUGCCUGCUGUUGAGGUUGCUGCAAAAAGCCGAGACUCUUCUACGCAGUGGUAUCCACAGUCACCGGCACAGCUGGGACCACCUUCACGAUCAGGACCACUUACGCAGCUGGGACCACCUGUGUCCUGAUGACUGCACAGAUCAGCGCACUGUGUGGGCCAUCUUCAGCUUUCUGGUGUGGGACUGCAUGGCAGAGGUUCUGGAGGAGCCAGAGGCGAAGCCUAGCGGUGGCAUAAUAGGCAUGAUUGAGCAACUGAGCGCCAGCGGCAGAGUGGAGGCCGCUUUGCUGCAGGAAGUGGAGCAGUGCUGGACUGAAGGGGACGCUGAGAGCCUGCUGCAGAGUUUGAGAGUCCUCGCUCAGGUGCUAAGAGACCUUCAUCCCCUCCAGGAAGGCCUCCAGCUGUCCUCUUCAGUUGAAGGGUUGUUUUCCUGCAGGCCCAGCAGGCUACACCGGGUCACUUCCUUCCAGGGCGUCUCUCCGCGGGUCAUCCGUAAAGCUCUAAGCAGCAUGGUUCCAUCCUCCUCGGACCAGGAUGCAACUCUUCUAGCUAGACAGCACAUGGAGGCAUGCAUUCGUAUUGCAUGUCUCCUAGAUGUCGUGCAGCCCAAACGAACCACCAUUGACUUUUCAAAUGCGCCCAUUGCUACGGUCAUCCAGCAUGUGCGGUUUGUCUUAUCAAAUCCUGCUUUUAACUCUGAAGCUUUUGACGCCGGAGUUCGCCAUCGCUUGCUUUCAGUGUUGGAGUUCAAUCCUGCGCAGCUGGGAUUAGGCUCUCUCAUGCAGCUCCACCAGGAGACCCUAUCAGAAUUCCAAACAUACUUACAACUCGGCGAGCACCACAACUUCCAGUUUAUUCUCGAAUCGGUACGGAUACUCUGUCCUGCCAAGCUAUUUUCCGUCAGCAGGGUUCACGGGCCUGUCGCCAUCGACAAUGGGGUGGAGGAGGUCAUUCGUUUUAUCACGUCAGAAGCCACUUCAUUCCUGGUACGAUUGCACUGUCUUUGUUAUGAAGAAGGAAGGGGGCGCUUCAAGGUGUGCGCGCCACGUUGCGUAUGUAUGUAUCUGCUCAAAGCAGAAGGGCUGCGUGACAUGCAGUGGUGCGGUGGCAACGUUUUGGCUGAGGUAGGUGGGAAAGUGUGGGUCAGAGAGGGAGAAAGUGAUGGCUGGGAUGAGCUACAGGCGCUGGCUCAGAGACACUCUGCUCAGCUCAAGGAUGAAGGAUGCUGCUUUAAGGUCAAGACCUCUGGGUUGGAGUGUGAGGUCAAAUUUAUAUACAGGAGUGGAAGGCUAUGGGCUAUGCCACAUAGGGACUGUGAGGUAAAUUAAAAAUACGGGUAGUUGACAUGAUGUGUAGCUGUGACAAACAGUAGCUGCGUUUCCAUUACCCAUCAAACUGCGAAUUUAAUGGAAAUACGCCAAUUUCACAAGCAUGCCAAAUAUCGCAAAAACGUUUUUAUGCUGGCAUGAGGUGGUUUUUGGAGCAAUUCAAAAAAGCUAGUGUCACAUGGUGUACUUCAUUUAAAAGUAUUUAAAGUUUUUUAUUCCCUCAAAUUUUUUACAUUCAUAGAUUAAUUUUAUGAAUAAAAAUGUAUUUGUAGGUAUUUAGGUGCAAAAACACAAGCAAAUUAUAACGUGAAAAGCACACUUAUUAUCUUACAGUAUAAAAAGUAUUGAGCCUCGCACAUGAUAUGCAGGAAUAUAUAUAUAUAAAAACUGACACACAUCGUGGCCACAGAUUAAAAAUUUGUUCUCAUGGUUUAGAUAAAUCGCAACAAAUAAAUUAAUACAUUGUGGUCAUACUUUUACUAAAAUGAGAGAACAAAUUCUUAAUUCUUGGCAACAAUAAAUACAUUUUUGUCCGCAUGUCAAGUGCAGAGCUUCAUAAAAAAGGAAAAGAGCAAGUAAAUACCACAAAUUGUAAACUAAAGUCUGAAAAAUCAUAUUUGUGCUGUAUUGUGCUCGAUAUGCGAAAGCAUACUGAGGUUUUACUGACUGCAUAUUAUAUCAACUCUUGUUUGGUGGUUUACAUGGUGCUAUGCUACUGAAAAUCAAUAAC
Molecule: messenger RNA, 3428 nt
Organism: Onychostoma macrolepis
Lineage: Eukaryota; Metazoa; Chordata; Actinopteri; Cypriniformes; Cyprinidae
Exons: 7
Coding region: 392-2698 (768 amino acids)
Biological process (GO): regulation of apoptotic process
Source: RefSeq, a predicted model, not a curated record